Molecule: messenger RNA, 5506 nt
Organism: Lontra canadensis (Northern American river otter)
Lineage: Eukaryota; Metazoa; Chordata; Mammalia; Carnivora; Mustelidae
Gene: RMND5A
Product: required for meiotic nuclear division 5 homolog A
Exons: 10
Coding region: 174-1349 (391 amino acids)
Biological process (GO): proteasome-mediated ubiquitin-dependent protein catabolic process
Cellular component (GO): GID complex; cytoplasm; nucleus
Molecular function (GO): ubiquitin protein ligase activity; protein binding
Source: RefSeq, a predicted model, not a curated record
GGGGCUCCCCCGGCGCCGCGGCUAGCGCGCCCGCUGUCUCGACCGCCUCAGCCACCCGCGCCGCCCGCCUGGGGGACGAGGAGCAGGACGCGGCCUCGGCCGGGCCCGGGCCGAACGGCUGCGGACACCCGGGCACCAGGCAGCCGAGCGCCGCCGCCGCCGCCGCCUCCGGGAUGGAUCAGUGCGUGACGGUGGAGCGCGAGCUGGAGAAGGUGCUGCACAAGUUCUCGGGCUACGGGCAGCUGUGCGAGCGCGGCCUGGAGGAGCUCAUCGACUAUACGGGCGGCCUCAAGCACGAGAUCCUGCAGAGCCACGGCCAAGAUGCUGAAUUAUCAGGGACACUUUCACUUGUUUUGACACAAUGCUGUAAGAGAAUAAAGGACACUGUUCAAAAACUGGCCUCAGACCACAAAGACAUCCACAGCAGUGUUUCUCGUGUUGGAAAAGCCAUUGAUAAGAAUUUUGAUUCUGACAUUAGCAGUGUGGGAAUAGAUGGCUGCUGGCAGGCAGACAGUCAGAGGCUUCUCAAUGAGGUGAUGGUGGAGCACUUCUUUCGACAAGGAAUGCUGGAUGUAGCUGAAGAGCUCUGCCAGGAAUCUGGUCUUUCUGUAGACCCAAGUCAGAAAGAACCAUUUGUGGAGUUAAAUCGAAUAUUAGAAGCAUUAAAAGUCAGAGUUCUGAGACCUGCUCUGGAAUGGGCAGUUUCAAACCGAGAAAUGCUUAUAGCCCAAAACAGCUCCUUGGAAUUUAAACUACACAGACUGUAUUUUAUUAGCUUAUUAAUGGGUGGAACUACAAAUCAGCGAGAAGCAUUACAAUAUGCUAAAAAUUUUCAGCCAUUUGCCCUAAAUCAUCAGAAAGACAUUCAGGUUUUGAUGGGAAGCCUUGUGUACCUGAGACAAGGGAUUGAGAACUCACCGUAUGUUCAUCUACUUGAUGCAAACCAGUGGGCUGACAUCUGUGACAUCUUCACACGGGAUGCCUGCGCCCUCCUGGGGCUCUCGGUGGAGUCCCCGCUCAGCGUCAGUUUCUCAGCAGGUUGUGUGGCGCUGCCGGCUUUAAUUAAUAUCAAAGCUGUGAUUGAACAGAGGCAGUGCACUGGAGUUUGGAACCAGAAAGAUGAAUUGCCCAUUGAAGUGGACCUUGGUAAAAAGUGCUGGUAUCACUCUAUAUUUGCCUGUCCCAUUCUUCGUCAGCAAACAACAGAUAACAAUCCACCCAUGAAAUUGGUCUGUGGUCAUAUUAUAUCAAGAGAUGCCCUGAAUAAAAUGUUUAAUGGUAGCAAAUUAAAAUGUCCAUAUUGUCCGAUGGAACAGAGUCCAGGAGAUGCCAAACAGAUAUUUUUCUGAAGAAAUAACUUUAAUUUGCAAUUUGAAGAAAGCUGUGAUAGAUUCCCAAUUUGCUUUUUGAUGUUUUCCUCUGCUCCAGCUCUCACCGAGAAGUCAGCAGACCUGCAUUUGAGCUCUGCUUGUAGCCCCAGCGGGCUGCCUGUUUCAAAUUCCAUCGUGAAUUUAGCAGGUUGGUGUGAGAAGUCUUCCACUAGAACAGAGUGGAAGGAGUACUAUUGUUUCUUUGCUUUUAUUGCCAAGAGGUGCUUGUUUUAAAAGUGUGUUCAAUAAAAUGAAAUUCUGAAGUUAGAGGUGUUCUUAAGUUAAUAUUUACUCUCUUGGUCUUGGUAGCCCUAUUCUCUGAAAUCUGCCUUCAGGACUUGGCUGUCUGUUUCAUUUGUAUAUCAUCGCAGACACAGUGUUGUUUGUGUGUGUAUAUAUGUGCACCAGCAUCAAACAUUGUGUAUCUGGAAGGGAAGAAGCAUGUUCCAGUCCUAAAAUCCAGUUACCAGACUCAUUACUUUAAAUCCUUAAAGUUAGAAGUUAGCAUAUUUUCUGUAGUGCAGAAUAUGUUUAUUGCUGUUUUUGUAUUUGAAUAGUAUACUGUUCAAUGCCUCUCUUCUGCAAAGUGUAUCAUCUCAUUGGCUGUGAAUCUGUAUAUUACUCUAACGGAUACAGAUGAUGAUCUUUUCUCUUGUGAGGUAUCUUCAUUUAAUGCACUGUCCAGAAAUAGCCACGUGUAAGAGUCUUUCUCUGUAUGAUGAACGAACUACAUGGAAAGGACUUCUGACUUACACCAGUUAAGUCACUUCGUUAUGAGAAGAACGUUAUAUGAAAAUCACCAAAUAUUUUGCAACUUUAUUUCAUCUGACUUGGAACUGAACAUCACUGUAGGAAAACUUUGAUGAGAAAACAAAGAAAGAAGAAAAUGCAGAAGGAAAGAGGACCGUGACACUUUGCAUUUUAAACUGCAGAUUGAUUUCUUUUGCAGGGAGGGAGAAAACAGGUUUGGUGCUGAGUUCCCUCGAAAGUGUCAGCAUGUGCAGUCAUACACCAGCCUGCAUGGUUUGUCCUGAAAUGUUUAUCUGGGAGAACAGGGAUUUGUCUCAAAGGAAAGGGGUGCUGCAGGAAGCCCUGCUUGACUGCUCUGUGUGGUCAGACUCCCUCCGAGUGCUACCGUGUGCGGGGUUGGUUGGCCGGGAAUGGCGGCUGGCCUGCUCAGAGUGUUGCUCUGUCUGACCUCUGUCUUGUUGGCCCCACCAGGACUCUAGCUCUGUGUUUCGGCUUUCCUGUUGGAACCCUCCCUAAACCUGCUCUCUCCAUUAAAGCAGUGUAGGCAGAGAGCAGAGAGAAGCUCCUUGGACUCUGUAAGAGAAGGUAGAGAAUUCAGGCAACUCUGGCUGAGGAUGUAAACCUGGUUUAUGACCUAUAUUUCCCUUUGAGUUACAAUCCAGAGUACCUUUUUUUUUUUUUUAACUACUUUUUUUCUCACUAGGCCAGAUUUAGCUUUACUCACAACUUAUUCUCACCUUUCCACCUCUAACACUUAUGAAACAUUUAGGCUUCACGUAAGAUUUGUACAACAUAGAUGUCACACAAGAGGCUGGUGGUAAAUAUUUUGGGGGCCAGACACUUCACAUGGUCGGCUCAGGCCACUUUGAAGGACAAAAGCCAGAACUCUGCUUUGUCCGUCUCCCAGUAUUGGGAAUCCUAUUGACGGUUUUCUGUGCAGCUCCUGAAACUUUAAAAAGAGCAUGCUUUUAACUGAAGCGUUUGAUUUUAGAGUUUCUUAUGUAAGGUCCUUGUAGUCUACUCGGCAGGAUAGGGCCGGAAAUUUGAAACUCUUGAUUUGACAACUUAACAUGAAAAUUAUGUCUUGUGACCUUUAGCUGAAUGCAUGGACUUAAAACAUUGGUGGGAAAAUGUGAAGGAAAGGUGGGUUUGAAUAGGCCAGACCUUAACCAAAGAUGCCGAAAUACAACAUGUCCUUUCUGCUCUAGAAACACCUUCAGGAGUGGUGUCAGGACCUUGUCGCUGAGGCUGUGUGUGUCCGCGGUGCGGGAGGGUGCUCCUUGUCAUGCCCUGCCUCCGUUUGCAAAAGGUCAUGAUAGAGCCAAGGUUUUUUUAGAGUCAGACUCAUUAUAAUAAUACACAUUGCAAACAGAGUUUCAGAGUGGUUUCCUCAGCUUCCUUAGGAACCAUUCCAUUUAUCAGUCGUGGACGAAGGCCAUGUGACUAUGCUAAACCAAUAAUACCUUAUUAGAACCUUACAUUCUGAUUUAGCCAGAGCGCCUGUGCUUUCAAGUACAACCUGAAGGACAGUGGCUAAGUUUGUCUUUUGAUCUUUUUUCUCCUUCGUGUGAUCAUCACAAAUACCAUUUCUGUUGUUUUGGUGGUGAUUAUGUGAGACUUCUAAUACAUAAAUGAACGGGUAUUGGUGCCUCUUGAUUUUAAAAAAUGUUGAAGAGAAGAGCCACCUCAUAUUCAUAGGGUGUGUGAGUAUUUUAUGAGUGUAUGAGCAUUUAAUUGAAAAUAAGAAAGGUAUGAAGUUAAUCUUUUGAUUUUUCUGUAGCAGCUGAUGUAUACAGAGACACUAAACCCCACACCAAAUUAUGUGGGGAAUGAGGAUCCUUUUUCUCUCCAGGUAGUCCCACAGGCCUGUAGUUUCGUUCAGUAUUCUUUAUGCUGUGAGUUAUUUCCACCUCAGUGGUUCAGCCUUUGGGACAACAGAUACUGCAGAAACCAAGGACUCUUGGUUAUUCGCACAAGACAAGCUGCUGGUAGACAUUAGCCCUCUGGUUUUCCAGCUCAACUUCUGAUUAGCGGACUGACGGUCAAGCUGGUCAGUUUGCUUAGUCAGCAGACUCAGGUUAUUUUCAGGGAAGGCAUGGUUUGGUUAAUUUCGUCACUAGGAUAUGUAAGGUGAAGACGCAAACCAAAUACCUUUCAUUACUUAACUCUACGUACAUUAUCCUUGGUAACACUAGAAUGCUGUGGUCUUGAGGGAAUGUUGGCAAGGAACGCAUACUUGGAAGGCCUGGGGCUCCAUACGCCUGUCUGGCUGGGGUGGGCUUUAUGGUGGUACAAUAGUGUUUACCAUAAGCAGGUACAAACUGCAUGAACUGUUCUUACUGAGCUAUAAUUGAAUAGAUACCAAAAAUAGAAUGACAAAUGUAUUUUAAUAGCAGAUGAGGCGAUUAGUUUUAGGGUGAAUUUUCCGCUGUUGAUUUUACUUCAAGAGAUAGGGAGAGAAAACAAAGAUUUGUUUUCAAGACGUUUCCCUCUACAGUGCUAAGCUGUAGUGAGCAUAUGCUUCGUUUACUUCCAAAGAGGCAGCAGCAGCUGGAAUGGGCUUACAGCACAUGCUUUGUUUCAUGUUGUGGGCGAGGACUUAACACUCUUACUUCAGCAGUCACUUCACGUUCUCCAGCAAGGCAGAUGUGGGGUUCACUAGGAUUUAGUGCCUGAUCUUUUCUUUUGGGAAGGGGUGGGAGUGAAUGUAGGGGGGAUGGGAGGAAGCAGAAGAAAACGGGCGUGUGAGUGAGCAUGCAUGUGUCCAAGACUCACCGUUCCCCCACACCACCUGUGUCCAGCAAGGAACAGGCAUUUAGUGUAUUUUGCUCACGACUGCAGCGUGCAUGUAUUUUUUUUCCCCUCGUCCGUGUUUUCUAAACUUACACUAAAAGGAUUCAUCAAAUCAUCUUGUUCAGAUGGCUCAGGAUUGUAUUUCUUUUGCUUACGCUGUGCUCUUGGGUUCUAUAGUAUUUCUAUAAUUAUGUAACAAGAAUAGUGUUGCACUGUAAUCUAUCAUAUAGAGCUAUAUGUAUGGAAAAUUUUGAUCAGUUUUUUAAGAAAUGUAUCCUGUUUGCAAAGGCACAAUAAAGUUGCAUCUUAUAGACUAUAGGCAAUAAAGCUAACAAUAAACCUUAUUUAACACAAACCAUAUUCAUAUUCUCUGUUCAUUUGAUUUUGGACAAAGUCCACCGUAUCAAGUAGUUUUCAGGGACUUCAUUUUGACUUAAAAAGUUCUGAUAUACCUAAUUUAUAAAUUUCAGACUGAUAUAAUAGAGUUUUUGGAAAACUAUAACAAAUGCUUUGUUAAUGUGUGUAUUCCUAUGUAAAACACAUGGCUUCUCCUGUGUAUAUUUUUAAAAAUUAAAGAAAUGCACAUUUAAAAA